This is a messenger RNA of Menidia menidia (Atlantic silverside), 1027 nucleotides long. NCBI's taxonomy places the organism in Eukaryota, Metazoa, Chordata, Actinopteri, Atheriniformes, Atherinopsidae. The record is from the annotation of a GenBank genome assembly.
CAACUCAGCCACACAGCGUUUCGCUAAUUGCUGCAGUUCGUCACAGUGACCACUGGAGGGCGCCCUCUGGCUGAGUCCAACUUCGUUUGCAUAUCAAUUAGUAGAAAAGGGAGUGGCCAGUAAACCUUUCAUAACCGAGAGCAGAUAAAUACUCGUUUCAGACCAAGCUGGAAAGACACCGCCUGGUAAUGCUGAGAAAACUGCAAUCUGCCACAAUGAUGUAUCUUACAGCACUGGUUGGCUUCCUGCUGGUUCUCACAACCGAGGCCAGAGUUGGAAACUCCUCUCAGUUGGAGUUCUGCACUGAGACGGAGGAGUGCCUGCUGUUUGACCUGAUGUGUGAGACGGACAAAUACGAGGUUCGUCACUAUGGCUCUGUGAAAUGGGUUUCAACAGACAUCAAUUCUUACGCCAUGGAAUUCGCUGCACCGAGGGCUUUUAUGAGGCUCUUUAAAUACAUCAAGGGAGAAAACGAGGGUGGAAAGAAAAUCCAAAUGACUUCUCCUGUCCUUGUGAAAAUUCCUGAGAAGAAAUUUUGGGAAAGAGGAGCGUUCACCAUGAGUUUCUUGCUGCCAUCUGAACAUCAGAUGAAUCCUCCCAAACCUGCAAAUGAUGACGUUUACAUCAAGGAGAUGCCAGAAAUGAACGUGUACGUGAUGAGCUAUGGUGGAUGGAUGUCGGGAAUGGCCGACGGCAGCAAAUCCAAGGAGCUGGCCUCUGCACUGGACUCUGUUAAUGCAAAAUACACUAAAGGAUUCCACUGCGCUGCUGGAUAUAACAGUCCAAUGACCAUGUUCAACAGACACAACGAGGUGUGGUACGCUGUUGAAGGAGACCCUGUGUGCCCCAGCAACUAAGCACCUGGUCCCGUCUCUCCUCUCGCUUGGAAAUCGUGACCCUGUGCAGCAGCAGUUUACUGCAUUCCACACAUAUGGAAAUGUGUUGUAGUAGAACAGAUAACUUUAGAUGCAUAUGAAUACAUUUUCACUCUUUUUUUUCUAAAUUCAAUAAAGUUACCUUUUCGCAA